Tetrahymena thermophila SB210 is the source of this 789-nucleotide messenger RNA. RefSeq names its product ENOS interacting protein, putative. The transcript is spliced from 2 exons. NCBI's taxonomy places the organism in Eukaryota, Ciliophora, Oligohymenophorea, Hymenostomatida, Tetrahymenidae. The record is from RefSeq and is a predicted model, not a curated record. Gene Ontology annotation, cellular component: nucleus. Gene Ontology annotation, molecular function: ubiquitin protein ligase activity.
AUGUCUAGACAUUCUAAGAAUAAUACAUCUACAAGCGUUUUUACCUAUAGAGAGAGGUAAAUGAUUAAAGAUUAUGGAACAUAAAAAGCUAGGAUAGGAAAUGAUUCUUGCAAAAAAUUUGAUCAAUGCAAUUUAUGUUUGCUAAAAGUUUAAGAUCCAUUAACUUGUAAAGAUGGGCACAUAUUUUGUAAAGCAUGUAUUGUAGAAAACUUAGUCGAAUAAAAAAAAGAAAUAGCAGUAAAAUAAGAAAAAUAUCAGUAAUUUGUUGAAGCAGAAAAAAGGGAAUAAGAAAAAAAAUCUUAAUAAAAAUAAUUGGAGGAAAUUGAAAAAUUUGAAUAGGUGGAAGAUGGAAGAGUUAAGAGCUCUCUUGAGUCCAUCAAGCCAACAACAAAAAAAGUCACAAACUACAUAAACUGGUUACCUGAAGAUAAUAACUUGAAAUAAAAAAUGGAAGAACCUAGCAACAAGUUAAUAUGCCCAGGAGAUAAAAAAAAAGAAAUUAAAAUGAAAACAUUGUAUUAAGUUGAUAUAAAGUUUGCUGGAGAUUAAGCUGUAUGUCAUGCAUGUUAAAAAGAUCUGGGAUUUUAAAAAAUGUGUUUAUCAAAAAAGUGUGGUCAUUUACUUUGUAAAACUUGCUUUGAUAAUGACAUAGCUAAAACUUGGAGAUGCUCAGUCUGUUUAAAAAAGUGUGAUAAAGAUGAUAUUAUUUAUUUACAAGAAUCUCUUAGCUCGUACUCAUUCCACAAUAACGUAGAAUCUGUAAAAUUCUCUUCAACAGCAGCAAUUUGA